Corticium candelabrum is the source of this 626-nucleotide messenger RNA. RefSeq lists its product as uncharacterized. The transcript has 2 exons. Lineage: Eukaryota; Metazoa; Porifera; Homoscleromorpha; Homosclerophorida; Plakinidae. The record is from RefSeq and is a predicted model, not a curated record. Bases 78 to 449 code for a protein of 123 amino acids.
GUCAACUACCGCCUAUCUAUAAUAAACAACUCUAGCUAGACGAAACCUAGUCAUUCCUGCUUUCACAUCGAGUGACAAUGGUUCGACUGUCUGCGCUAGCAUUGUCUAUCUUUUUGCUACUCACGUCUGACUACAUCUUGCAGUCUAGCAGCGAAGAGCAAGGGAAGGAGCCACCAGAAAGUCACCGCACCAAGCAGUCCUUCCGUCUAGGACAAACCACAAUCCAUAUUUCAAACCGAGAGGGAGGCAUUGUCAACAUCAGUCCAUGCCAGCUAGAGACAGCCGGCUCAUCUAGCGUGAACUCAACAGCGAAACCGAAGACGAAGAAUAAAUUCGAAAUAUCGGAGGAGCUGAUAGAGUAUAUGCUUUCCGAAAUGCCCAGAGAGACACGAAAACAACUCUCAAAGCUACUCGGUCGAGUGAACGCUAGAGACAAGAGCGCUAACUGAAAUACAAAACGUAUGAAUGACGGGACCUCUGCCUAGGGCAUUCAGUCAUUGUAGUGUGUACCGUGACCUUUGCUGUCACUAUUACGUAGUACGGGGAUGAAUACAAUGCUGCACGCUUCUGGAUUGCGCUUAACUUUAGCAAAGCUGAAUAAAUUCAAACUUCAACUGGAAAAUUAA